UAUUUUUAUAAAAACUUCAUUAUUAGUAAUUUUAAUAAAAUGUCAAGGAAUUUUGCACUCUGUUCACUAUUUACAUCUUUUAUAACAAUUUUAUCGAUUUCGACAGCAAUUGGUGAUCAUAGCAAAUGCUCUGAAGUUCCGAUAGAAUUGAGUGAUACAGAAAAUUCAUCCGUGAUUAUAGGUGGAAUGUUUCCAGUACAUUAUUGGGAUGAAAAAAGUAAAACGUACGCAUUAAACAAACCAGGACUUUUAUGGGUUGAAGCCAUGAUAUUUGCAAUUAAUGAAGUAAACAACAGAAUUGACUAUUUACCAAAAACAAAAUUAGGAUAUCGCAUACAAGACAGCUGUAACGAUAUAAAUAUUGCCAUCGAAUCCGCAUUAGAACUAACCCAAGGCUUUGUUCCGUACAAAGAAGUACAUAAUAACUAUAUAUGUCCGUGUAAUUACAAUACAACAAAAGCAAUUGCAUUAGUUGGAGAUGCAGCUUCUGCAACUUCAACAAACAUAGCAGCUAUUUUAUCUUCAAGUGGAACUACUCAAAUAAGCUACUCAGCCACAUCUACUGAUCUCAACGCAAAGCAGUUAUUUCCGACAUUUUUAAGAACAGUAGCUCCUGAUAAUCUUCAAGCGGGUUUAAUAGUUGAUUUAUUAGUGCACAAUAACUGGACAUACGUUAAUGUAAUAGCAUGCGAUGACGACUAUGGUAGAGUUGGUUUUAAUGAAAUUUUACCCAUAUUAAAAGAGAAAAACGUGUGUAUUUUUAUUCAAGAGAUUUAUGAUGUAAAAGGUGAUUCGAGUGGAAACAUAACAAAAAGAGUUGUUGAAAGACUUAAUAUAGAGAAACAAGCAAACGUUAUUAUUCUUUGGUGCCAGCGACCUGAAGCAAUCCAAUUUUUAAGAGUAGCAGAGCAAAUGCACUUGCACAAUAAAACAUGGAUAGCUACAGAAACAUAUGGUUCUAGUGAAGAAGUUUAUAAAAUAGACCCUAAUGUUGUUAGAGGAAUGUUUGGAGUAAUUCCAAUGCAAGUAAGAUACGAGCCAUUUGAAACCAUGUUAAAAUCUAUGACUCCAGAUUUGGUGUACAAAAAUCCAUGGAUUAACGAAUACUGGAAAGAAAAAAACUGUGAAGCCAAAAACACAACAACUUGCAAAAAAAUUAAUUUGAGUGACCUACCUAAGAGCAAAUACGUAGAAGUUUUUCAUGCUGUCCAAUCAAUUGCUUUCGGACUGCAUGCUUAUAUUAAAUCAGAAAAUCCACAUACUAUUGAAACUAAAAAACUUUUUUCAUAUAUUAAAAAUGUAAAUUUUUCGGGUAUAAAUAAUUUAUCAGUUUCAUUUGAUGCAAAUGGAAACCCCAGGGAUGCAGGUUACUCUAUAACUAACUUGAAAGUAGAUCACCGUUCUAAUUCAACUUGGAAAGUAAUUGGUUUUUGGACUAAAUCGUCAGGUAAAAUAGUUUUUACUUCCAAUAAUCAAAUAAAUUUUGCAGGAGGUUUAUUAGAACCACCUGUUUCAUCUUGCAGAGAAAUAUGCAAACCUGGUUAUUUUCAACAUUCCUUUGAAAAUGCAUGUUGCUGGCAGUGUGUAAGAUGCGGAAAAAACAGUGUUCAAUCAAAAUAUGGACAGAGUAGUUGUAAAAUUUGCCCUGAUGACAAAAUAGUAAAUACUGAAAAAACAUUAUGUGUCUCGCCUAAACAAAUUUUUAUAAAACCUGAUAGCGAAGAAGGUAUUUUCUUACUUAUUUGUUCAACCAUUGUAUUUUUAUUUGUAGUAUACGUUGUGUACAUAUUUUAUAAAUAUGGAGAAACACCAAUUGUAAAAGCGUCAAACAAAAACUUGUCUUUACUGCAACUUGGAAGUAUUAUUUGCAUGCUAAUUCUGCCAUUUCUCUAUUUUCAAACAGAAAAUACGAAAUACAGGUGCGGAGGCCGUCUAAUUUAUUUUGUUUGCUUUAGUUCUAUAACUAUUUCUGUUACGUUUACAAAGGCUGAUCGAUUAUUACGGAUAUUCAACAACAGCAAAUCAGGUUGUUUGACAAAAAACAGUAUUUUAAAAACAAAUAAAGUGCAGUUUAUGACAGUUGCAGCUCUAACUUUAUUAGGUAUUUUAAUAUGUAUUGUUUCUUACUUUGCUUUUCCUAUUGAAGUCUGUGAUAAAAAAAAGAUAAAAGAAGAAGAAGAACCGCGAACUGUUUGCUACUGCGCCGGUUCCUACGACUCCAUUCUUUUUUUAGCAAUCGGAUAUGUAGCUGUAAUAGCACUAAUUUGCGGUGUAUAUGCAUUUAAAGCACGAAACUUACCUGAAACUUAUAAUGAAGCAAGAUUAACAAGCUUUGCAAUGUUUAUAUUUUUAUUAUCGUGGCUGAUGUUUGUUCCUAUAUACUUAAGCACAAAAGAUCAACAACAAAAACUUUCAGUAUGGUGUUUUAUGUGUUUUUCAUCUACAACAUGUUUUGCUUUUAUCAUGUAUUCACCAAAAAUAUAUUUUAUUUUCUUUAAAACGGAGGAGAAUACAAAAGAUAGGUUUAGAGCUAAGAUUCACCAACCAAAAUCUACAUUUAACGCAUCAACAAAUGAAUUUGAAAUUCAAGAAAACUAAAUUUUUAAAAUUGAAUAGUAACCUAAAUAGCUAGAGAGAAUCAAACAUUUGUUUAAAUAAAAAAUGUAGAGAAAUAGUUAAAUUAAAAGUCAAUUAAUUAA
Molecule: messenger RNA, 2699 nt
Organism: Hydra vulgaris (swiftwater hydra)
Lineage: Eukaryota; Metazoa; Cnidaria; Hydrozoa; Anthoathecata; Hydridae
Product: extracellular calcium-sensing receptor
Biological process (GO): regulation of synaptic transmission, glutamatergic; G protein-coupled glutamate receptor signaling pathway
Cellular component (GO): plasma membrane
Molecular function (GO): adenylate cyclase inhibiting G protein-coupled glutamate receptor activity
Source: RefSeq, a predicted model, not a curated record